AUGGUGAACGUGUUUGCCGUGCCCAUCUUCUUCAUUUGCAUGCGCGAAUGCCUCGAGACGAGCAUCAUCGUCUCUGUCCUGCUGUCUUUCCUCAAGCAGACGCUGGGUCCCGGGCAUGACCCGCUCACGUACAAGCGCCUGGUCAAGCAGGUGUGGAGUGGAGUUGCCGCCGGCCUGUUUAUCUGCCUUAUCAUCGGCGGCGGCUUUAUUGGCGCCUUCUACGGCGUUGGCCACGACUAUUUCUCCAAGACAGAAGACCUGUGGGAGGGCAUCUUCAGCCUGAUUGCCGCCAUCAUCAUCACCAUCAUGGGCGCAGCGCUGCUCCGGGUGUCCAAGCUGCAGGACAAGUGGCGCCUGAAGCUUGCGAAAGCCCUCGAGGCCAGGGAGAGCAUCAGGACGGUGAACAAGGGCCGCGUGAAGCUCUGGGCCGAGAAGUACGCCAUGUUCCUCCUCCCAUUCGUCACCGUGCUGCGCGAAGGGCUCGAGGCGGUCGUGUUCAUUGGCGGCGUCAGUCUCGGCAUGCCGGCCGAGAGCUUCCCACUGGCUGUCGUUGCUGGCUUGGCUGCAGGCAUCGUAAUCGGCUACCUCAUCUACAAGGGCGGGAAUUUCGCAUCGCUGCAAAUCUUCCUGAUCAUUUCCACCUGCUUCCUGUACUUGGUCGCGGCCGGCCUGUUUUCCAAGGCCGUGUGGAGCCUCGAGAUGCACCGCUGGACCCAGCUUACGGGCGGAGACGCGGCUGAGACUGGAUCGGGCCCUGGCUCAUACGACAUCCGGCAGAGCGUGUGGCAUGUGAACUGCUGCAACCCGGAGAUCAACGGCGGCGGCGGCUGGGGCAUCUUCAACAGCAUCCUGGGCUGGCAGAACUCGGCCACGUACGGAUCCGUCAUUUCGUACAACCUCUACUGGGUCUUGGUGUUGGUGACGUUCGCGGGCAUGCGCCACGUAGAGAGGGGCGGCCGGGUGCCCUUCUUCAAGAAGAAGCCAAGCUCGCAGUGGGAGCGCGACAACGAGCCCGGUGUCCAAGACAAGGCCAUCGUCGGCAAGAAGGUCGCUGGUGGCGACGGAGUGCCCGCGUCGACAAAUGUGCGGGAGCUUCACGAGCACGAAACGCGCGAGUCCUACAGAAUCUCGUCGCACUCCCGACUGUCGGUGCUGACCGCUGAUCUCCGCCAACACUAG
Molecule: messenger RNA, 1179 nt
Organism: Diplodia corticola
Lineage: Eukaryota; Fungi; Ascomycota; Dothideomycetes; Botryosphaeriales; Botryosphaeriaceae
Product: high-affinity iron transporter
Exons: 5
Coding region: 1-1179 (392 amino acids)
Biological process (GO): iron ion transmembrane transport
Cellular component (GO): plasma membrane; high-affinity iron permease complex
Molecular function (GO): ferrous iron transmembrane transporter activity
Source: RefSeq, a predicted model, not a curated record